Messenger RNA from Symbiodinium sp. CCMP2592, 2328 nucleotides. The record is from the annotation of a GenBank genome assembly. NCBI's taxonomy places the organism in Eukaryota, Dinophyceae, Suessiales, Symbiodiniaceae.
AUGGUGAUGCAGACGUGGUAUUACGAGCAAGGUAAUGACUCUCUUCCGUUCUCAGAGGAAUGCUCAGAGGAUCUCGAAAGGCGAUUCGGCGAAUGGGAGCAGCGCAACUAUGCUGAGGAUCACGAAGUUUGGGAGAUCAAGUCCGGAAAGUUCACCUACUUCGUCGAUUUCCGGCAGAUGACCCAAGAAAAUGCAUCAACAGGUAAAGUGAGACGCAUCCAGCGCAGGCUGAACGCACAGGGGCAGCAAAUGGAUGCACUUUCAAAGCAGCUCAAGGCUGUUAGUGCAGAGAAACGGCGCUACAAGGAUGCUUACAUGGAGGCUACUGAUUCUCGGGCCAAGUUGGACAAGCAACUUGCAGAGCUCACUUCUGAGCUGAAGUCGAGUCAGUCCAAGGCCUCCAAGCUAAGCCGGCAAGUGUCCGGCCUGGAGGCACAGCAUGCUGUAGCAGUGCAAGAGUGUGCUGCGCUGCGCCGCCACAAGCAGAAGUUUGCAGAGCAUGAGGUAUGGCAGUUCAUGAACCACGUGGAUAGCUGGCAGCCCUACCCAGCAGAGCUAGCUGAGACGGUGAACCGUCUUUAUCAGCAGUGGCAAAUGGACGACCAUCAAGAGCGGCAGACCAAAGUCUACACCCUCAAAGAGGACCGCUGGGAGCUAGACUUCGGCCGGAUGAAGCAGAGGAACGUGCGUAGCAACAAUGAACGUGACAUCAGGUUGGUUUCUGUGAGCUUCACCCCUGACAAGGUCCUCGAGCUUCAGAACAACGUCUCAAGACUUCAACAAGAGCUGAUAGAUAAGGAAAGUAGUGAACGACAGCUCAUGGCGACAAGCGACCAGCUUCGCUCUCAGCUUCAGGCACAGCAAGUGCGAGCAGCAGACCAAGCCUCACAUGGUGCAGAGGAAGCUGCAAAAUUGAAGCAGGUGGUGGAGGCGCUUCGUGGUGAAUUGGGUGCUGCCCGUGAAGGACAGCAUUCCGCAGAAAACGAGCGCGAGGAGCUCAGGCAGCAGCUAGCCGCGCUAGCUCAACGGGAUGAGAUGCUUCGCCAGAGUGAGGUGGAGCUACAAAUCCAAAAAGAAGCAAGACAGGCUGAGAAGGCUCGACACUUGGAGGAGCUUUCGAAAAAGGAACAGCAGCUCACACUCAUGCAAGAGAGCAAGCAUCAGGUUGAGGACCAGCUUAAAAAGCUGAGGAAGGAAUUCAAAGAGUUGAUGGCCGCGAUGAAGAAUUGCCAGGUGGAGGUGGCGGCGAAACAGAAGCUUGUAGAUGACACGCAGAAAGCAAUGCAGAAGAAGGACGACGAGCUUGCAAAAAGGGUAAACCGGGUAAACGAGAAGAAGCAGCAAGUUCGGCAGUGCAUGACUGAGGAGUUCCUGAAGCAGUUCGUAUUACAGCACAUCAGCAAAUUGCACUUGCUGGAGACUGCGUCCGAGUAUGGACGCAUGGAAGAGGCUCAGGUCGAGGAAUUGCUGAGAAAGACGGUUGAAUCUGAGAAGGACUUGGACAAAGUCAUGGCAAGCUGGGUCCAGAAAGCCAGGUCUUGGAGACAGUCCCUGACCGUGAGCCCGCAGAUGUUGCAGCUGUUCGGAGACCUAGAUGCAUCUACCCCUUGGAAGGCACAAGAACUCGACAAAGACUCGGCGGAUUGGCAUCUUGUUGACUUCAUGUUCCAAUCCUCACUAGCUCCUUCUCGCUUGUUUUACAAUUCCGAGGAGUGGUGCGAGAAAGCGGAACUGGAAAUUGUUAGCAUCAGCUUCGUUGAGUCUCCUGAGGACUUGCGCAAGAAGUACGAUGCAGAGUGUCAGCGCAUGCGCAACAAGGCGAAGACAACCCCGUUGUGUGAGCCUCCUUUUGGCAACCGCCAAGUGUGGCGCCCGCAGACCUCAACAGAGGACAUCAACGAGGUGCUAGUGUUCCAUGGAACCCCAUGGGACAGUGUGGAGAGCAUACGCACCAAAGGCUUCGAAUGGCAAAGAGCAGGUGAGAACAAAGGCUCAUCUUUUGGCCGUGCUGUUUACUUUGCGCCGAACGCUAGCAAAUGCGACCUCUACUCGAGCGAAGAUUCAGAUGGUCGCAAGGUCAUGUUCCUUGCGCGAGUGGUCUUGGGCUCAUGUUUCCCAAGACACAGGUAUUGUGCUGAAGUCAAACAGCCGCCAAAAGAUUUCAAUUCCAUUGUUGCAGUUACCAAAGAUUGUUAUGGUGCUGUGGACCAUCCGGAAGUUGCAGUCUUUCAGAAAGCUGCAUGUCUACCAGUUGCUUUGAUCAUCUACAAACACAAGAAGCCAACUUGCCAGUGCACGCUGUGCCGCCGUGAGCAGGAGAGGGCAUGA